Molecule: messenger RNA, 450 nt
Organism: Batrachochytrium dendrobatidis JAM81
Lineage: Eukaryota; Fungi; Chytridiomycota; Chytridiomycetes; Rhizophydiales
Exons: 5
Coding region: 1-450 (149 amino acids)
Biological process (GO): proteasome assembly
Cellular component (GO): cytoplasm; nucleus
Source: RefSeq, a predicted model, not a curated record
AUGCUUGAUUCUUUUGAAUGGUUUAGGAUUUCACUUCGACUGGUACCUGCUUCCUUGCCCAACAAACCUCCUCAAAGCUUGGGAGAGAACACCGAGUUUGGCACUCAUGAUACUUUCCGCCAUGGAUUCAACGUAAUGCGUGCCAAUAUCACCCAAGGACAUCCACUUGAAUCUCAUUUGGAACAGUGGGACCAAACCCAAGAACAACUCAAGACCACUGUUCUCCGUAAUACAUUUGGCAUCCAUAUGCCUUUGCGCUUGAAAAUGGAACAGGCUUUGAUUAAAGAGCAUAUUCAUGUAAUUCCAGUGAUGCCCAGUCGCAAUCUUGCUCUCGAUGUGCUGAGUGGUAGAAACGAUACGAUUGAAUUUGAAGAUUUCCUUGGAGAAACCAGAGCUCCAAUCAACGAUUUGAGCCCUCAUACUGCUAUGGAACGUGUACUUCAUCUUUAA